Molecule: messenger RNA, 412 nt
Organism: Oppia nitens
Lineage: Eukaryota; Metazoa; Arthropoda; Arachnida; Sarcoptiformes; Oppiidae
Exons: 2
Coding region: 82-402 (106 amino acids)
Source: RefSeq, a predicted model, not a curated record
GAUACUAAAGAUCCCGAAAUUUGCGAAGAGUUGGCCGAUAAACCCGAAGUGUUGGCCGAAUUUCGUAAGAAAUCAAAACAAAUGCAUACAAUUACUAGUAAAAUAUACGAUGUUAUGGCCGAUGGUAUCAAAUCGGAUACUAAACUAACGGUAUCGAUGUUUAAUUGUUAUCUUAAAAAAUGGUCGACAGAAAUAAGUGCCAUAUUAUCGCCAGAAGCUCGUGAAUAUCAUAAUAAACGAUUCGAUAGUACAACCGGUAUGGUUAUCAACUAUCUGAACGAUGGCGGCAUCAAAACGGCCGAUAAGUGUGAUUGGCCUAAACCUGGCCGACAAAAAAACAAAAUUCCCGAUUAUUCUACAAUGUAUUUUGUAGCUAAAGUUUAUGCAAAUAUUUAUAAUUAAAAAAUAAUAA